AUGGUUAUUGGCAUGUGCUUUGACACGACAGCUUCCAAUACUGGAAAACUCAAUGGAGCUUGCACUCUUCUAGAAGAAGCCAUGGGACGUAAUUUAGUAUGGAUGGCUUGCCGUCAUCAUAAGUUUGAAGUGCUGCUUGUCGGUGUAUAUAGUGUUUGUCUUGGAACAUCCACUGGACCAGAAAUUUUAUUCUUCAAAAAAUGGACAGAAAUGAAUCACACACCAGAAGCCAGAUCAACUACUUUGAUAAUUGUUUCAGAUGCAAUUAAAGCAUUCAUCAAAUGUCAACUUGAGGUCAGACAUUCUCGAGAUGACUAUUUAGAGUUUCUACUUCUUGCUGCACAAAUAGCUGAACUGCAGAUUGAUGUAGCCAUUCGCAAACCUGGUGCACGGCACAGGGCACGAUGGAUGGCAAAAGCCAUCUACGCAUUAAAAAUUGAACUAUUAUUCACCGUAAAUAAAACCAUUUUAACUUAA
Messenger RNA from Helobdella robusta, 477 nucleotides. RefSeq lists its product as hypothetical. NCBI's taxonomy places the organism in Eukaryota, Metazoa, Annelida, Clitellata, Rhynchobdellida, Glossiphoniidae. The record is from RefSeq and is a predicted model, not a curated record. The transcript has a single exon. Bases 1 to 477 code for a protein of 158 amino acids.